AUGUUGUCGGCCACGAGAAGAGCUGUCUGGGCACAGAGCAGGUCCCGUCUGGCGCAGCCGAGCUGCCCAGCUUACUCCUUCAGCCCCUCCGCACUUCGGAGGCUCGCAUCGUCCCUGGCGAUUCUGGAGCAGCGGGAUGGCAAGCUCAACCACGGCUCCUUGAGCGCCAUCACGGCCGCGCAGAAGCUGGGAGGAUCGGUGCACGCAUUCGUUGCCGGCAGCAACGUCAAGCCGGUGGCAGAGGAGGCUGCCAAGGUAGACGGCGUGGAGAAGAUCAUCGCCGUUGAGAACGCCGCCUACGAGAAGGGCCUUCCCGAGAACUACGCCCCUCUGCUGGUCGAGAACAUUAAGAAGGGCGGAUACACCCACAUCAUUGCCGGCCACACUGCCUUCGGCAAGAACCUGUUGCCCCGUGUCGCUGCCCUCCUAGAUUCGCAACAAAUCUCCGACAUCACUGGCAUCGAGAACGAGACCACCUUCGUACGUCCCAUCUACGCCGGCAACGCCAUCGCCACCGUCGAGUCGUCCGAUCCCGUCAAGGUCAUCACCAUCCGAGGAACUGCCUUUGCGCCUGCCGAGGUUGCCAGCGGCUCGGCCGCUGUGGAGGACGGUGUCGACUCCAAGCCGGAGAGCCCAACCGAAUGGGUUUCCGAAGAGCUUGCCAAGUCUGACCGGCCAGACCUGGCGACCGCCGGCAAGGUCGUCUCGGGCGGCCGGGGUCUGAAGUCCAAGGAGGAGUUCGACAGGAUUAUGCAGCCGCUGGCUGAUUCUCUCGGUGCCGCCAUCGGUGCCUCGCGCGCCGCUGUGGACAGUGGGUACGCCGACAACAGUCUGCAGGUUGGCCAGACAGGCAAGGUCGUUGCGCCGCAGAUGUACAUGGCUGUCGGCAUCUCUGGUGCCAUUCAGCACUUGGCUGGUAUGAAGGACAGCAAGGUCAUCGCUGCCAUCAACAAGGAUGCGGAUGCCCCUAUUUUCCAGGUCGCGGAUGUCGGCCUUGUUGGUGAUCUGUUUGAGAAGGUUCCGGAGCUCACUGAGAAGCUGAAGAAGGCGUGA
Molecule: messenger RNA, 1053 nt
Organism: Thyridium curvatum
Lineage: Eukaryota; Fungi; Ascomycota; Sordariomycetes; Thyridiales; Thyridiaceae
Exons: 2
Coding region: 1-1053 (350 amino acids)
Cellular component (GO): mitochondrion
Molecular function (GO): electron transfer activity; flavin adenine dinucleotide binding
Source: RefSeq, a predicted model, not a curated record